Messenger RNA from Prorocentrum cordatum, 1848 nucleotides. NCBI's taxonomy places the organism in Eukaryota, Dinophyceae, Prorocentrales, Prorocentraceae. The record is from the annotation of a GenBank genome assembly.
AUGGGAAGGGGUAGGCGGAGGAGGAGGAGGCAGGAGGAGGAGGAGUACCACCCGUCGGCCCUCACCACCGAGGACCUCCGCAGCGGCCAAGCUUUCCAGGGCAUCAUGAACGAGGCCUGGGGUGCAGCACGUCGCCGGGGUCAGGCCGGGCGACAGGGGGUGCCUGAAGGAGUGCCUCCGCCCGCUGGUCGACCAGCCUCCGGAGACGAGCCGCCCGGCCCCGAGCUGCGGAAGGUCGAGGAGGCCUUCGCGAACAGCAUCAUGGCGAACAAGAUCAUAGCCACGGUCAAGGGCAUCGACGUGGCCGCGAGCGAGGCCAACGCGUGGACGCUCACCGGCGCCAUGCCCACCACCUUCGAGGUGGCCAUGGCCGAGAGCGGCAAGAUGGGCGGGACAAAGGACAAAUUGGGCUUCAGCGCCGUCGCCGUGCACAUGCAGGACAAGGCCUACAUGGCGUGCGCGGAGUCCCGCAGAUUGUUCAAGACGCUGCUCGACGCCGCCGUGCCGCUGGGGCAGUCCACGCAGUUCUUCGAGCCCGUGCUCCUGCCCUGCGAGCUGUGGCACUCGCGGAGCUUCAGCCACCACCCCGAGUUCCGCAAGCACGGCCUGUCGUACUGGUCCUUCAAGUCCCUGGACGACCCGCGGGCGCUCGGUCACCCCCUGACGCUCUGGCCUUGGCCCCACGCCAAUCUCUUCUUCCUUUACUACCGCACGGAGUUCGGCGCGCCUUCGGUGGACUGGAGUUUCACCACCGAGGCGAGGCUGAGCAUCUCGGAGCCUGCCGCUGAGGCCGGAGGAUCUGGCGCCCACGAGCUACGUGGUCGUGGGCGGCGGCGCGCGGGGAAAGAAGCAGGCCAUGCAGGCUCUCCGGUGCGGCCGCCCGCUCAUCCUCGUGGACAACACCCCCGGAGUGGCGAAGCAGCUCAGCUUGCUGCUCGAGGUGAUCAAGAGCACCCACCGCUGCGACCGGGCGGCCUGCGAGGGCCUGCUGGUGGACGGCCGCGACGGGCGGCUGUCAAGGACACCAUCGCAGCUGGAGCUGCUGCAGAGCCUGUCGCCCUCCAAGGUGUUGAAGCACGUGGAGGCGGCCUACAGGCCGCUGGCGAUGGAGACUGGGGCGCGCCUCACACUGAGCGAUGUGGUCGCCCUGAUCGACCAGGCGCGGCAGACGCCGUGCCACUUCCGAGAGCCGGUGUGCGUCGUGGACCCGUUGGGGGAGUUGGAGGGCGUCGCUCAGGAGGUCGGCACCGCCCUGUCUACCGUCUUCUUGGACCUGUCUGGCUGGUCUGGCAACUCCGGGCAGGCUGGCAGCUGCACGCCAAGCUGCUGUGCAGCGGGCGCCGCCUCCGCCUCCUCGCCGGGAGCGCAGAGCUCUUCGCCGCCCUCAUGCUGAGCGCGUCCGCCCUCUUCAGCGUGCUCGUGAUCCACCAGGAGCUCCAGAGGAUGCUGCUCAAAGAGGACAUGCUCCUGGGCUACCUGCAGCACGCUGGAGGUGCAGCGUGCCAGGGGGAGGCCUGCUUCUCCUCCUCCGUCGCGUUCGCCAUCCGCUGCGGCAUGCUGGCGUGCCCAAUGGCCGCUGGGGUUGCGAUGACUCUGCUGAGCCACUUCCAGCUCGCGCAGAAGUGGGGCCACGUCAACCUGGCCUCACACCAGGUAGUGGCUGAGAUCUACCAGUUCCUGGCCGGCGUUGGACAGUCGGAGGACCCCUCCAUGGACCGAAAGCGCUUCCUGCACCGGCUGCAGAGCAUCGUGAAGGACUUGUCGCUGGCCCACAGCGAGGACGACCACGCCCUGUCGGGGAGCUCCGCGGACGGCUUCCUCUCCGACCCGAGGGAGCUGCAGCGGCAC